Yarrowia lipolytica CLIB122 is the source of this 1062-nucleotide messenger RNA. RefSeq lists its product as uncharacterized. NCBI's taxonomy places the organism in Eukaryota, Fungi, Ascomycota, Dipodascomycetes, Dipodascales. The record is from RefSeq and is a predicted model, not a curated record. Gene Ontology annotation, molecular function: protein binding.
AUGCUCCUACCUCAGGAAAUCUUUGAACAGAUCGCCUCACAUCUCACCUGGGCGGACCUCAGCCGACUGUCGCAGACAUGCUGGGCGCUGCAUGAACAAGCUGCCCCGCUACUGUGGAACACAAUCGGACCAGGCCACUUUGCACAGACCCCGUCCACCGUGUGGGACUACCACGAUCUCGUGGGCCAACAUCCGACUGCCCGACCAACAUACACCGUGUCCAAGACGGGUCUCAAGUUGCAACUGCAUGGCAACUACGUGCGCAACAUCCAAAUCACGUCUUUCGAGAAGCCCAUUCUCUUUCUGCUCGACCGACAGGCUAUUCCUGGAGUCAACCAGAUUGGGGUCCGGUUCUACGGAAAAAAGCCGUAUUCCGAUUUCAAUGAGCGGUUUGAAGUCGGCAUGAAAAUCAAGGGGUGGCGAAACGACGUUCACGUGGACUUUAUGCCUCGAUUGUCCCGGUAUCUGUUGGAAAACCCCUCCGUAUCACUUCAACUGCGUACUAAUGACCCCACAAUUCUCUACGAGAUUCUCAACCAUAAUGUGUGCUCGCAGGUGACACUUUUCGACUGCCAGCUCGUCCGAGGAACGGUCUUGUUCAAAAACCUCAUCCGACCCUCGGUCCUCAAACCCAUCUUCAUCUGCCAGUUCUUGCAGAGAGCCACCAACCUACAAACCCUCCGUCUGGCCUACGAUCCCUACGGAGUGCUUCUGGAUGAACCUCCCCACCCCCCCUUUCCCCUGGGUCCCUCGGAGCAGGAUCUGGCACUGGUAUUUUCCGGCCUAACAAGCCUGCAGACCCUCAUCUGUCCUCCCUCCAUGUUCUCCACCCUCAGAGAUGGAGCUUCGUACCCUCCCAAUAUGCGACGACUCAUUGUAGAGGCCGCUGAAAACUUCAACGCAGCCGCCUACCUGCCUAUCGUCAAGUCCAUGCCUUCCUUGAGACGAGUCGAUAUGGUCUGGGGAAAGAACUCGGUCCAGGGCAUGGCAACAUUUGCGCAACUCUGGGAGGCAUCUGGAGCCGGACGAAUGAUUGAGCUGUGGCAGUAUUGUGAGGCCUAG